This is a messenger RNA of Darwinula stevensoni, 418 nucleotides long. NCBI's taxonomy places the organism in Eukaryota, Metazoa, Arthropoda, Ostracoda, Podocopida, Darwinulidae. The record is from the annotation of a GenBank genome assembly.
GAAAUUUAACAGGUCUUUGGGGCGCGAAGGUGUCGCAGAACAGAAGUUUCGUCCACUAUUUGGGAAGAAAAAUGAUUUUCGAGAGCAAACCCAGCAAUGACGAGGGCUUGGACCAGUAUCUUCUCCAUUACGUCUUGUGGAACGAAGCCAAAGAACACUUCAUGGUGCACGCCAGCUUCACCUGCGACGAGUUCGUCGGCGGGGUGACGAGACCCUAUCCGACCCGUCGGGAAGGAGGCUUCUGGCUCGGCUCUGGCACCAAACACGCUCCGCUAGUGAAGGAGUGCCCGCUGAAAUGCAGGCCGAAGGAGCACCCCGACUGGGUCAAUUGCUGAGGUGGAAGCGAGGCCGCCGCGCUGAAAUGAGCUGUCAAUCAUUCCCUCUAGGCUAAAUGAACCCAUAAUUCAUGAAAUGCCAG